Messenger RNA from Schistocerca americana (American grasshopper), 528 nucleotides. RefSeq lists its product as uncharacterized. NCBI's taxonomy places the organism in Eukaryota, Metazoa, Arthropoda, Insecta, Orthoptera, Acrididae. The record is from RefSeq and is a predicted model, not a curated record. The transcript is spliced from 2 exons. Bases 1 to 528 code for a protein of 175 amino acids.
AUGGCGCACGGCGGAGGCGCGCGGAAGCUGCGCGCGGCGUGCCACUCAAAUGUCAAGGAUGGCCGUGGGAAGAGGAAGACGGCCCGGACCGGCCGAGCCGCGAACCCCGGCAUCCUGCUGCCGCCGCGGCCUUAUUCCGGAGGCGGAGGCGGCAGCAGCGGCGGCGCGUCUUCCGGGACGGCCGGGGGAUCCGUGUAUGCGAGUGUGCCGGACGGCUCUCAGCGCCUCGGUGUGGUCCACGCGUCGCCGGCUGCCACCCGAUGUCGCCGCAGCGGCCGGUGGUCCGCAGCCAGCCUGCCCCGCCUGCCGCCCACGCGGGGCGCUACAAAGCGGCCGACACCGCCCGCCGCCCACCGGCCGGUGUCGCGUUACGGCGACGCGGGCUGGUACCCGAUGCGACACGGCAGCAGGCCAGGGCAGGGUAGGGGCGCCGGGCGGCCUCAGGGGCACAGCACGGGACAGCACAGCAGAGCGCGCAUACCGCCGCCGCCUUUGUUCGAGCCAGCGAUCCGCCGCCCGCAGCCGUAA